Molecule: messenger RNA, 381 nt
Organism: Symbiodinium sp. CCMP2592
Lineage: Eukaryota; Dinophyceae; Suessiales; Symbiodiniaceae
Source: the annotation of a GenBank genome assembly
GCCCGCAAUGUUACGCGCAGAGCUCUGAUCUGCACUGUGGCGACUUCGGUCUUGGUGAGCGCUUCGAUCGGUGUCCAUCGCCGACUGGCUAUGAGGCGCACUGGAAGGUUUGGCGGGACGAACCUCUCUGGUGCGGAGUCCUCGAAGUUGCAUCAGGCCUGCCAAUGGCUCCGGAGCAAGAACUUUAUCAUCAACUUUAAUCCUAUCGAGUUCCAGGAUGCUGAGGUCAAAAAGACCAAGCUGGCCGCAGAGUCCCUUGACAAGGCCGGUCCAUGGACGACUUGCUAUGGUCUCAUUGAUGGCCAUGCUUUUCCAGAACGGCACCGUGGGAUCAACUGGCCCUGCGAUGUGGCUCCCGAGUGCAUGAGCACCAAGAGUUAA